AUGGAGCACUUUAGAGCUAUGUUGGAUGAAAAUGGCAAUGACGAUGAUUACUUAUACGACGGCAGUAACUACUGUGCGUCGGAGCAAGCUGAAGAAGCAAUUUGUGUUGAUGGCUCAAGUGAUGACAUUCCAGAAGAUUAUGUUUUGGCAUUGCCUAUUACAAAAAACAUAUCACUACUGGAGGUAGGGGAAAAGUCAUCGGAGCUUGCAGCAAGCUCGAGCUGA
Phytophthora nicotianae INRA-310 is the source of this 225-nucleotide messenger RNA. RefSeq lists its product as hypothetical. The coding region runs from base 1 to 225 and encodes 74 amino acids. The record is from RefSeq and is a predicted model, not a curated record. The transcript has a single exon. NCBI's taxonomy places the organism in Eukaryota, Oomycota, Peronosporomycetes, Peronosporales, Peronosporaceae.